AUGGAUGAGCCGCAACCACGGAGAGUCAAGAAGGGCAAGAAGUCACGACUCCGGGCUGAGGACUCAGAGGGGGAAAGGGUGAUUGAGGUGGCCCCCGUCGCCGACAUUGGAGAGCAGCCUUUGAGCCGGAGUGAGGGGAAGAUGAUCCAGGGGCUAGCGGGAGACUGGUCAAGCUUGCGCACACAAGCAUUCUCAGGUGAAGGAUUCUCGGCCCUUGGCGAGAUUGGGGAGUGUGUCACUGAGUUCACAGAGGGAGAGAAGAAAGAGAAGGCCUUGACUAUGAUUGAUACUAUCAUGCGAGAGUGGCUUGACACGGAAGAAGAGCUUCUUGCACAUGAACACGCACUCCAGGAGAUCCACCAGAACGUGGCCGCCGGUGAAGCUGUGAUCGCUGUAAUAGAUGUCUACAAAACUGGAGUUCAGGAUUACACCGAGAAGUACAAGGCCAAGACGCCGAGACAGAAGUACGCGAAAAACAAUCGGUACCUGACGUUCAAGCAAGGCCUUUGGAACGUCGAGCAUCCGGACUCUGCCAUGCCUCCGCUGGUGGAUCUCAUUCCCAAAGGCGACGAUGACGAUGACGACGACAUCCAGAUGGGUGGUAUCACUCAGGACUACAAAUGCCCCCUGUCGUUGCAGUUCCUGAAAGAACCUCUCACGUCGAAAACCUGCAAGCACUCCUACUCCGCCGAUGCGGUUAGGGAAUUUCUAUUACCAGGGCCCAAGAUAUGUCCCGCCACCGGCUGUCGGCAGCAGCUUCGACUCUCGGACUUGGAGCCAAAUAAGGAUCUGGCCAAACGCGCAGCAGAAGCGGCACGUCGUGAGCGUGCGAGAGAGGAGGACAGCGACAAAGAGGGUGAGGAUAUCAUCGAAUAA
Molecule: messenger RNA, 876 nt
Organism: Epithele typhae
Lineage: Eukaryota; Fungi; Basidiomycota; Agaricomycetes; Polyporales; Epitheliaceae
Exons: 6
Coding region: 1-876 (291 amino acids)
Biological process (GO): protein ubiquitination; double-strand break repair via homologous recombination; protein sumoylation
Cellular component (GO): nucleus; Smc5-Smc6 complex
Molecular function (GO): ubiquitin-protein transferase activity; zinc ion binding; SUMO ligase activity
Source: RefSeq, a predicted model, not a curated record